GCUGUGCCCGCCCCCAGCUUUUCUUGAGCUCCGAAGUUGCCCUGUGUCGUCGAGACUCGACUCCCACCUGGCCUUGUCUCCCAGCUCGUUCCCUCGCCUCUUCCCCUUUGCACUCACACCCCCAUUCAUUCCAUCCGUCACUCCAAGAUAAAAUAUGUCCACCCGAAAGAGAAAGCAGGAUGCCGAGGAGGAGGAGGAGCUCGUGAGCCUCCCGGAUGAGGACGAGAGCGAAGAGGAAUUUGAGGAAGGUGACAGCGAAGGCGACUAUGAUGACGAGGAAGAGGAAGAGGAUGGAGAGGACGAGGAAGAUGAAGAAGAAGAAGGUGAUGAGGAAGCUGAAGAGCCAGAGCCCAAGGCGAAGCGGCAAAAGACUGAGCCUUCCAAGGAAGACGCCGAGGAUGACGAGAACGACGAGGACGAAGAUGCUGAUGCCGAGGAGGAUGGCGACCAUGAGGUUGUGGAGAAGAACGGGGUGACUGCCAAAAAGGCUACUGCUUCUGCUGCCACUAAAGAAGCGGAUGCUGAGGAGGUUGCUGACGAAGGUGAUGACGAUUGAGAGACCAGAAAUCUCUUGAUCACUUGUGCGAAGUUGGAUACAUGAUGGUGUAGACGUAAAUGAAGUGGAAUGUUGACUUGGAAGAGCAUGAGUCCAGCCAAGAAUUUCCGAACUGUGAGACACUACCGUUGCC
Messenger RNA from Verruconis gallopava, 689 nucleotides. RefSeq lists its product as uncharacterized. The record is from RefSeq and is a predicted model, not a curated record. Bases 155 to 556 code for a protein of 133 amino acids. Lineage: Eukaryota; Fungi; Ascomycota; Dothideomycetes; Venturiales; Sympoventuriaceae. The transcript is spliced from 3 exons.